GUUUGAUAAUGAUAAAUUGAGGUUUAUUAUGUAAUAAAAAUAAUAACCGCUUUAACAGUAAAAAAAAAUGUUUCUCUUUUUACAUUUUUCAUUAAAUUCAAUUCAUAAAUGGAUAGUUCUUGGACUGAAGUUCAGCAUAUAUGUGAUACCAACCUAAAUAAAGUAUCUCCUGUAUCUGCUGUUUGUUGGGAUCCUUAUCAUGAACUAUUAUGGGUUGGCAAUGAUGCUGGUCGAGUUUGUUCAUAUUAUGGAAAAGGUUUACAAAGAUAUACUUCAUGGAAAGCACAUAAAGACGGACAAGUACGACAGAUUCGUGUAAUUGAUAGAGGUGUUAUUAGUUUAUGUCCAAAUGGUCUUCAAAUGCGUGAUCGUAGAGGUCUUGUUAAAUGGAACUUGAGGUUAGAUUUCAUAAUUAAAUAAUCACAAGCCUUAUCAACGUUUUUUUUUUCUUUUUUUUUUCAAUUAGUAAUGAAUAUACAAAAGAUCU
Cokeromyces recurvatus is the source of this 487-nucleotide messenger RNA. RefSeq lists its product as uncharacterized. Gene Ontology annotation, biological process: nuclear-transcribed mRNA poly(A) tail shortening. The record is from RefSeq and is a predicted model, not a curated record. NCBI's taxonomy places the organism in Eukaryota, Fungi, Mucoromycota, Mucoromycetes, Mucorales, Mucoraceae. Gene Ontology annotation, molecular function: protein binding. The transcript has 2 exons. The coding region runs from base 109 to 420 and encodes 103 amino acids. Gene Ontology annotation, cellular component: PAN complex; P-body.